GUCCACUGGAUGGCCUGCCUGUGGGUCGCGUGCGAAGGCAAGCGCUGGAACGGUGUCAUCGCGACCCUCAUCGAUCACCAGCCCGACGCGACGUGGCUGUCUGCCUUCGAGGACAACUCGGGCGGUGAGCUCCCCUGCGACCUGAACGCCACCUGCGUAUGGCUCCUAUCGCUCUACUGGGCGAUCAUGACGCUGACGACGGUGGGCUACGGCGACAUCACACCGCAGAACUGGCUGGAGUUUAUCCUUUGUUGCAUCACGAUGCUGCUCAUGGGCUUCACCUGGGCCUACAUCGUCGGUAGCAUCGUGGCUCUCAUCUCGAAUCUUGACAAGUACGGCAACGAAUUCAAGCAGCAGAUGGACGACCUGAACGACAUGUGCGAAGACAGGGACGUGCCCAGACCGUUGAGGAUCGAGCUGCGUCAGUACCUGAUGAAGUCGAAGACGAUCCCCAAGCAGCUGCAGCAGCGUGAGCUGCUGACGCGGCGCCUGUCCAAGAC
Molecule: messenger RNA, 500 nt
Organism: Prorocentrum cordatum
Lineage: Eukaryota; Dinophyceae; Prorocentrales; Prorocentraceae
Source: the annotation of a GenBank genome assembly